Molecule: messenger RNA, 747 nt
Organism: Chionomys nivalis (European snow vole)
Lineage: Eukaryota; Metazoa; Chordata; Mammalia; Rodentia; Cricetidae
Gene: Stpg4
Product: sperm-tail PG-rich repeat containing 4
Exons: 7
Coding region: 1-747 (248 amino acids)
Biological process (GO): epigenetic programing of male pronucleus
Cellular component (GO): male pronucleus; female pronucleus; germinal vesicle
Molecular function (GO): histone binding; chromatin binding
Source: RefSeq, a predicted model, not a curated record
AUGGACGAGCCAGCCACCGCUGCCAUCAACCCCUCCGGAGUACCACGAGAAGACCUGGGACGCGGAGAGCCACUCCUCGCGGCCUCGAAACAGAUCCGGAAGAGUUCAUCUCUUGCUAGAGAAGGAUGGUGGAGGGUAACAUUAACGAAUACUCCAAUACCUGGCACUUAUCACAUAAAGACUUUUAUUGAAGAGUCCCUAUUAAAUCCAGUGAAAGCAACCUACAACUUUAAAAACGAAGGGAGGAAAAGGAUACCACUUGUGCAGAGAAACGAUCCAGUCCCCACCGACCUCCCGCAGUACAAGCCUCCCGACUUCCUGGAGCUGUUGAAGAAGCAGAUGGCCUCCUAUUCGUUCAAAGACCAGCCUCGGCCAAACCCCACCACACUAGUUGACAAAGACGAGUCGCUUCAGCUUUGCCCAGGACAGUAUGAGUUACUCCCCGCACCUGUUCCCAAGAGUUCUUCCAGGAGUUUCGUAUUUCGUUCGGCAGUUCAAAGAUUCCCACCAAACUAUUUCACACCUCACGAAGGUCCGGGACCAGGUGAAUACAACUUGAAAGCACCCCCAGCAGGCUCUGUCACCUCUUGUUUUCGAUCCAAGGUUCCCCGAUUCUUGCCUGUUGGUUCUAAAACACCGGGCCCGGGAGCAUACACAGCUUCGAGACAGUUCCCUAAGCAGUCCCCAACCAUCGCCAAAAUGGGUAGAGAACACAGCCUCUUCUUCAAUAACACAAUUGGCUUUUAA